AUGAAGUCCGUCACCGUUCUCGCGUGGGCCUUGGCCUUGAAAUCAUAUGUGCAAUACACAGAGGCCCAUGUCCGCGACCACGGUCUCAAUGCCGGUGGUAUUGCGGCCAUGUGUGACGGCAAAUUUGGCGUGUGUGGCGACCCGUACUCCGGGGCAUCGGAGUCACGAAACCGGAGGCGGCUACAGGACGUUCCCCACCAACAUCGCGAAAAUGUCAUCGGGGCCUGCUACGCCUCGGGGUUUACCGUGGACCUCCAAGUCCAAUUGACGGCGAACCACAAGGGGUACUUUAAUUUGCAAUGGCAAGUGCCCCCAGGCAACAAAAAGUUUACGAUCCAGUCGGUGCUCCCUGCUGGAGUGACCUGCAAAGGCGACUCCCACUGCGUGCUUCGUUGGCUUUACGUUGGGUGGAACAACCCCGACGUGAACAUCAAAGGCCAAAGACAAUUUUGGAACUCCGUCGACGUGUACAUCAGCAACACGUGUGGCGCCGCUCCUGCACCAGCUCCGCCAACCCCACCACAACACCUACCCCAGUCAUCCCAAUCUAUGCUCCUGUCACGACCACUGGCCCAGCACUUCUCCCAAACCUAUUGCGAGCGGCUCGUGCGGCACUGCAAUACUUGCCACUACGGACCCACAAACGCGUGCUUUAUUGGCUUGACCGCCACGCAUUGUGCGGAGAUCAACAAGUCCACCAUGUGCCAGCAGCCGCCCGAGUACCCGUGUGCGGCUGGCAAGCAGUUCUUUGGUCGUGGCCCGAUUCAGUUGUCGUGGAACUACAACUACGAGGACUUUGGCAAGGCCGUCAACUUGGACUUGGUCGCGAGCCCUGAGCUGGUCGCCACCGACUACGACUUGUGGAACGGCAACGUCCACAAGGUGGUGGGUCUCCCCGGUGGCGUUGCCAAGGCCACGUUCAUCAUCAACGGCGGCUUCGAAUGCAAUGUGAGCCCUCCCAACCGCGAGUCGCAAUGCCAGCUUCAUCGAGUUUCGCAACGCCUUGAGGGGGGGUCCCCGGGGAGAAGUUGUCGUGUCAAACCAGUGAUUUCCCCCCAAAGCCCCUACCUCGGAGUCGGUUGUGACCACAGAUGGUAUCAAUGCGGCAGCCAUUAUUACACGGGUCCCACGACCUGCCACGAAGAUGCUGAAUAUGCCGCGUUGGACCAGUACUUUUCCGAAAUGUGUGCUCAAGAGCGCCUUGUAGAUAGUGAAUUUGUCUGA
Molecule: messenger RNA, 1224 nt
Organism: Aphanomyces astaci
Lineage: Eukaryota; Oomycota; Saprolegniomycetes; Saprolegniales; Verrucalvaceae
Exons: 5
Coding region: 1-1224 (407 amino acids)
Biological process (GO): chitin catabolic process; carbohydrate metabolic process; cell wall macromolecule catabolic process
Cellular component (GO): extracellular region
Molecular function (GO): chitinase activity; cellulose binding
Source: RefSeq, a predicted model, not a curated record